This is a messenger RNA of Cinclus cinclus, 2280 nucleotides long. RefSeq names its product dihydropyrimidinase like 2 (gene DPYSL2). The record is from RefSeq and is a predicted model, not a curated record. Gene Ontology annotation, molecular function: hydrolase activity, acting on carbon-nitrogen (but not peptide) bonds, in cyclic amides. The transcript is spliced from 14 exons. Bases 562 to 2280 code for a protein of 572 amino acids. Gene Ontology annotation, cellular component: cytoplasm; cytosol. Lineage: Eukaryota; Metazoa; Chordata; Aves; Passeriformes; Cinclidae.
UGCAUUGCGGCGCGUCCCCCGCUCUCCCAUUGGGCGGAGGCCGCCGUUGAUUUGCAUCCCCGCGGGCGCUCAGCCAAUGGCGCGGCGCGCCGGGCGGGCGGGGCCCGCAUGCGCGGCUCCCGGCCCUGAGCGCUGGGCCGGGCUUGGCUGGGCCGGGCUGGGCCGGGCUUGGCCGGGGCUGGGCUGGGCCGGGCUGGGCCGGGCUCCGGGCGCAGGGAAGAAAGGGAGACGCGCAGGGCUGGCUGCUGCUCCCGUUGCUGCCAUUGCGGAGAGCACCGAUCGCCUCCCGCGCCCCCUCCCCCGCUCCCCUUCCCUCGGAUCGCAGUGAUUUGGCCUCGGGGGAUUUAUUUUUGUUCUGGUUGUUGUUGUUUUAUUUUCAUUUUUUUUUUUAAGUGGGUUUUUAAUUUUUUAUUUUUUUAUCUACACGCUGGUGAAGGGAAGGUUGCGGAGCAGUCGCUGCGCGGGAGACAAUAGCGGUGCAGCAGCCGCGCUUCUCUUAAAAUAUCUAUAUAUAUAUAUAUAACAUUAUUGAAUAAAUAUAUCGGGGGUUGUUUUCCCAAGAUGUCUUAUCAGGGGAAGAAAAACAUUCCGCGGAUCACGAGCGAUCGUCUUUUGAUCAAAGGUGGUAAAAUAGUUAAUGACGACCAGUCCUUCUAUGCAGACAUUUACAUGGAGGAUGGGUUGAUAAAGCAAAUAGGGGAGAACCUGAUCGUGCCAGGGGGAGUGAAGACCAUCGAGGCCCACGGCAGGAUGGUGAUUCCUGGAGGGAUCGACGUCCACACCCGCUUCCAGAUGCCAGAGCAGGGAAUGACAUCUGCUGAUGAUUUCUUCCAAGGGACUAAGGCUGCGUUGGCUGGGGGCACCACCAUGAUCAUUGACCACGUGGUUCCUGAGCCUGGGACCAGUUUGCUGACGGCGUUCGACCAGUGGCGAGAGUGGGCAGACAGCAAAUCCUGCUGUGACUACUCCCUGCACGUGGACAUCACUGAGUGGCAUAAAGGUGUCCAGGAGGAGAUGGAAGCUCUGGUUAAAGACCAUGGUGUGAAUUCCUUCUUGGUGUACAUGGCUUUCAAAGAUCGCUUUCAGCUCAGUGAUUCUCAGAUUUACGAGGUCCUCAGUGUGAUCCGGGACAUCGGUGCCACAGCCCAGGUGCACGCUGAGAACGGUGACAUCAUUGCUGAGGAGCAGCAAAGGAUUCUGGAGCUGGGAAUCACAGGCCCUGAAGGGCAUGUGUUGAGCAGACCUGAAGAGGUGGAGGCAGAGGCUGUGAACCGGGCAAUAACCAUUGCCAACCAGACCAACUGCCCCCUGUACAUCACCAAGGUGAUGAGCAAAAGUGCUGCUGAUGUCAUUGCUCAAGCCAGGAAAAAGGGCACCGUGGUGUAUGGAGAGCCCAUUACAGCCAGCCUGGGCACCGAUGGAUCCCAUUACUGGAGCAAGAACUGGGCAAAGGCAGCAGCUUUUGUUACAUCCCCACCACUGAGUCCUGACCCGACCACUCCUGAUUUUCUCAACUCACUACUGUCCUGUGGAGACCUCCAAGUGACCGGCAGUGCCCACUGCACCUUCAACACUGCUCAGAAAGCUGUUGGGAAGGACAACUUCACCCUGAUCCCUGAAGGAACCAAUGGCACUGAGGAGAGGAUGUCCAUCAUCUGGGAUAAGGCUGUGGUGACUGGCAAGAUGGAUGAGAACCAGUUUGUAGCUGUGACCAGCACAAACGCUGCCAAAAUCUUCAACCUGUACCCACGGAAGGGCCGCAUCGCCGUGGGCUCCGACGCUGACCUGGUGAUCUGGGAUCCUGACAGCGUCAAGACAAUCUCUGCCAAGACUCACAACAUAUCUCUGGAGUACAAUAUCUUCGAGGGCAUGGAGUGCCGUGGCUCUCCCCUGGUGGUGAUCAGCCAGGGCAAGAUCGUGCUGGAGGAUGGGAACCUGCACGUCACGGAGGGCUCGGGCAGGUACAUCCCCAGGAAACCCUUCCCUGACUUCGUUUACAAGCGCAUCAAAGCCAGGAGCAGGCUGGCUGAGCUGCGGGGUGUCCCCCGAGGUCUCUACGAUGGCCCCGUCUGCGAGGUGUCGGUGACACCCAAAACUGUCACACCAGCAUCCUCAGCCAAGACCUCUCCUGCCAAACAGCAGGCACCCCCCGUGAGGAACCUGCACCAGUCUGGGUUCAGCUUGUCUGGGGCACAGAUCGAUGACAACAUCCCACGCCGCACGACCCAGCGCAUCGUGGCCCCGCCGGGCGGCCGUGCCAACAUCACCAGCUUGGGCUAA